CCACUACUCAUCCCGAAAAGCCAAGGUAAUACGGUCCUCACGGCGGAGUCUUCUCAUCAUUUCUCCCCUCGCAUAAUGGAAACUGAAUGAAAACAGCUGUGACACGCUCUCAGAAAUAUCCAAACCUACGACUUGUCAUUAAACUGCCCUGGAAGAAGGUCGCGUUUGUGUGGAUGGAGAAUUUUGAAUCGCACCCAUGUGCUUCCUAUCCUCAUACACUCCCUCCCUUUCUUCUCUUUAGCUGGUAAAUGAGCUGAAGUCAAGCUGGUUGUGAAGGUGCUGGACUUCUUCCCCCCUACGCCCCAAGCCGGACACAGCAUGGCGGCGGGAGUAGCGGCAUGGCUUCCCUUUGCCCGGGCAGCAGCCAUCGGCUGGAUGCCUGUGGCCAAUUUACCCAUGCCAGUAGCACCUGCUGAAAAGAACAAGAGGCAGGAUGAGCUCAUCGUUCUUAAUGUCAGUGGGCGCCGUUUCCAGACCUGGAGGAACACUCUAGACCGCUACCCAGACACACUUCUGGGCAGCUCAGAGAAGGAAUUCUUCUACAAUGAGGAGACCAAAGAGUACUUCUUUGACCGGGACCCUGAUGUGUUCCGUAGUGUGCUCAACUUCUACCGUACAGGCAAGCUUCAUUAUCCACGCUACGAGUGCAUAUCUUCCUAUGAUGAGGAGCUGGCUUUCUUUGGCAUUGUCCCAGAGAUCAUCGGUGACUGCUGCUAUGAAGAGUACAAGGACAGGAAGAGGGAGAAUGCAGAGCGUCUGAUGGAUGACCAGGAGGACAACAAGGAUGCCAAGCUGCCCAAUAUGACCUUCAGGGAGACCAUGUGGCGGGCUUUUGAGAACCCUCACACUUCGACCAUGGCCCUUGUCUUCUAUUAUGUCACUGGCUUCUUCAUUGCUGUCUCUGUCAUCACCAAUGUGGUAGAGACAGUGCCCUGUGGCACAGCGCCCAACCAGAAGGAAGUACCAUGUGGUGAGCGCUACACCGUGGCCUUUUUCUGCAUGGACACGGCCUGUGUUAUGAUCUUCACCGUGGAGUACCUGAUGCGCUUGUUUGCUGCACCCAGCCGCUAUCGCUUCAUGAGAUCUGUCAUGAGCAUCAUCGAUGUGGUAGCCAUCUUACCAUACUACAUCGGCCUGGUGAUGACUGACAACGAGGAUGUGAGCGGUGCUUUCGUGACACUCCGUGUUUUCCGUGUGUUCCGUAUCUUCAAGUUUUCCCGUCACUCGCAGGGCCUUCGCAUCCUGGGCUACACGCUGAAGAGCUGUGCCUCGGAGCUGGGCUUCCUCCUCUUCUCCCUCACUAUGGCCAUAAUUAUCUUUGCUACCGUCAUGUUCUACGCAGAGAAGGGUUCAAGCUCCAGCAAAUUCACCAGCAUCCCAGCCUCCUUCUGGUACACCAUCGUUACUAUGACAACGCUCGGGUAUGGAGACAUGGUUCCUAAGACGAUUGCAGGGAAGAUCUUUGGUUCAAUCUGCUCUCUGAGCGGGGUGCUGGUAAUUGCCCUUCCUGUCCCUGUCAUCGUGUCCAACUUUAGCCGCAUCUAUCACCAGAACCAGAGAGCAGACAAGCGGCGGGCGCAGAAGGUACAGAAAGCCCGUUUGGCCAGGAUACGAAUAUCCAAGACAGGAAGCUCCAGUGCCUUCCUCCACAGCAAGCGUAAUGGUCUGUUUAAUGAAGCUCUAGAGCUCACGCAACUUCCAUACAAGAUGAACCUUUCGGAUCAGGGUUCCACUGAGGACGAGAAACGCUUAAGCAAGUCUACCUCUCUUUUGGAGAGCCAGCACCACCACCUGCUGCACUGUUUGGAGAAAACCACAAACCAUGAGUUUGUGGAUGAACAGUAUUACCAGCAGAGCUACCUGGAAGGGGGACUCCAGAAUUACCCGUCUCGAAGCCCCUCCCUUUCCAGUCAAGACGGCGUGACGGGGACGUGCUGCACCCGACGAAGCAAGAAGCACCACACCCCUUUACCAAACGCCAGUGCCCCAGCACACAUGCAGCCUUUGACACAUACUCACACACACCAACAAGGCUUGCAGGAGCUCAGUACCAUCCAUAUCCAGCCCCUCAGCACCAGCCGCUCCAGUCUGAACAUGCGCGUAGAUGAGCCAGCCCCUCUGAACUGCCAGAGCAGCCAGAUCACCACAGCAAUCAUCAGCAUUCCCACGCCACCAGUGACGACUCCCGAGGGUGACGCUCAUCUGCCAGCAGGCCCCACCCACCAAAACGUUGUGAAGGUGUCCGCACUGUGAAGACUAGAGUGCAGGCGCAACACAUAGAAAGACAGAUUUAAAAAAAAAAAAAAAAAAAAAACUCAUCGAGACAGACUGAGGGACAGAGGAGGACUGAGAACGAUGGAGGAGAGAAAGCGUUCAGAGUCCUGGUCUGGCCUUGUUUGAGCCUGCCCUCUGCUGGCCAUGUACUGUAAUGACAUGGACUCCCUGCGUGGACGGAGGAUGGCUUUUAGAUACAGUAUUGUCAUGUUAGUGGUUGGCGUACAUGUUAGUGCGUAAGCGCGUGUGUGCGAGUGAAAGAGUGGGAAACACCCGUAGGGAGUUAUUUUAGAUAAGUGGGUGAGUGAGUGUGUGCCUCCCAAGUGUCAGUGGUGAGCUCCCAGAGUAAGUCAUGUGUCACUGUGCACAAAGCACCUUUUUUAUGAUUUAUGCUUCAGUUUGGCACUUUUUUUUAAGCUGGAGAUGUAAGGGAAUAUGAGGAAACCUCAAAGGGAAAAAAAACAAUCAAUCCACUGUCUCAUCCUCCCUCCUUUGUUUUCUGUCAUUUUUGUGUCUCCAUAGAUAAAUAUGAUACCGUUCCUUUUCAGGUCCAGUAUUAUUUCAAUUUGAGUAAAAAAUUCCUUAAAACAUUAAAUGCGAUAGACGAUAGUUUUCAUAUUUGUGAAUGGGUGCAUGUGAAGUUUUUUGGCUAGAUAAAGGAAUUGUGACCUUUUUCAUAGAAGGUGUGCGUGAGUGUGUGAGAGUGUGUGUGUGUGUGUGUUCCUCUCAGUUGAUUGAAAACUUGUGUUUCAAUUCUUCUGAAAGUCUAUGGCUCAGUAUGUGGUAUAUUUGACUAGCUGCCACUCUGAAGGGUUCAGUGCACACAUUUCUGUCCAAAGUUCUCAGCUACAAGGUUUUUACACGAUAUGUGCCUGUUCUGCUGGAGUUAAAAGAUAUUUA
Archocentrus centrarchus (flier cichlid) is the source of this 3174-nucleotide messenger RNA. It is a transcript of the gene kcnd3, whose product is annotated as potassium voltage-gated channel, Shal-related subfamily, member 3. Gene Ontology annotation, cellular component: neuronal cell body; postsynaptic membrane; dendritic spine. Gene Ontology annotation, biological process: action potential; potassium ion export across plasma membrane; protein homooligomerization. Gene Ontology annotation, molecular function: protein binding; A-type (transient outward) potassium channel activity. The record is from RefSeq and is a predicted model, not a curated record. The transcript is spliced from 9 exons. The coding region runs from base 319 to 2253 and encodes 644 amino acids. Lineage: Eukaryota; Metazoa; Chordata; Actinopteri; Cichliformes; Cichlidae.